Molecule: messenger RNA, 4775 nt
Organism: Venturia canescens
Lineage: Eukaryota; Metazoa; Arthropoda; Insecta; Hymenoptera; Ichneumonidae
Product: ubiquitin carboxyl-terminal hydrolase 48-like
Exons: 17
Coding region: 671-4210 (1179 amino acids)
Biological process (GO): protein deubiquitination
Cellular component (GO): cytosol; nucleus
Molecular function (GO): cysteine-type endopeptidase activity; cysteine-type deubiquitinase activity
Source: RefSeq, a predicted model, not a curated record
UGGCGACGUGAGAUACCGCGGCGGACACGGCCUAGAGUCGGUUUAUUUUCUAUUACGUGUAUACGCCACUGUAUAUCUAUGCGAAAUAAUAAAUAAAUUUCGAGUUUGUCGUUCGAUUUAAAUUGAAAAUAUUGGGAAAAAAGACCAUACGUUUGUAGUAUUUACUGGUGAAAUUGAGUUCAUAUCCUGUGUACUUGUCUAAAAAAAAAAAAAAUGAUCUCCACAAUGCCAUGAAUAACGAGAUCGGCGUUACAGCAGUUAACCUCAAAAUUUUGUUCUGAAGAUACGGGCGAUACGAUCCAAACUAUACCUAAUAUUUUUUUCCUCUUCAUGCGUCAUCUUUCAGUGCAAAUAAGUUUCAGUUCUAGCGUGAAUUUAUCAAUGUGAAAAGUGUUUUUGUUUUACUUUUCUUUAUAUUUCUGAACAAUGUAAUUGAGUUUUCCGCCACGUUCCACCGCUUCGAGCAAAUAUCAAACUCGCAAAAAAAACCACCGCCCUUGCGUCGCGUUUUUAUUUUUGCCAAGAACCCAGACUAUAAUGUUUUUCCAGUGAGAAAAUAAAUUUCGGACUUUGUUCCAUCUUGGUAGACCAUGAAAAUUGCAACACAUUUUUACAACCGAAACGCCCGAGUUACGGUUCGAUUUGUUUAAUACUCAACACAGAUGCAAAAAUGCCUCCAAUGAAAAAGACGGAUCUUGAAAAACUGGCCUGGGCCUGGGUCGAGACUGUUGACCCUGAAGAGCUUCAACAGUCUCAUCUCGAGACCGCAUAUCGCAUAGGAUUAAAAAACUGCAAAAAUUGCAAGCGCAAUUGUAGCAAUAAUCCCAUGUGUCUGACUGGUUUUGGAGAAGACAAAUACAUAAAAUCACAUCCUGCCGAAGUUGCAUCCCUCGAAAGCUCGCUUUCAGAACUGCGGGAUCCAACGCAGUAUGUAGGAUUGAAAAAUCUUGGUGCUACUUGUUAUGUUAACAGUCUCAUUCAAGUAUGGUUCCACAAUGAGGAUAUGAGGCGUAUUAUUUAUAAAUGGGAUAUUUCGGAAGAUGCCGAAGAGAGCGAAGCUCACAAGCGCUCUGAAAAGACAGGGCAACCUUAUUUACCUGUUAGUGCUGUUGGCCAAUUGCAAUAUAUAUUUGCAAUGAUGCAAUUCGGCAAUCGACAACUUUUGGACCCAACUAAUCUUGCUAUUGCUCUUUCUCUCGAUACGAGAACGCAGCAGGAUGCUCAAGAAUUUUCAAAACUCUUGUUGUGUCACAUCGAGGGCAAGUUACAGCAAAAUAUGUCUCUUAAAACAAAGCUUCAACGUUUGACGCAAGGCAAAUAUAGCUACGUUAAUUGUUGUUCAACUUGUGGGACAGAGUAUCCAACUUCAACAACAUUCUACGAAUUAGAUCUUCAGCUAGCUCCAACUUUAAAAGAAGCAAUAGAAAAGUAUCUGUCCGAGGAGGAGCUUGUCGGUGCGAAUCAGUAUCAUUGCACAACGUGCAAUGACAAAAAAGACGCUAGACGUUUUAUAAGACUCGACGAAUUACCCGAAACUCUAAAUAUUCAAUUAUUACGCUUCGUGUUCCAUCGAGACUCCGGCCAAAAACGAAAGCUCAACUCGUUCAUACAAUUUCCGGAGGAUCUUGACAUGUCCGAACAUCUACGAUGUCCACAGCAGACUCACCUGUACAGCCUUGUCGCAGUCCUCUCUCACAAAGGACCCUCCGCACACUCCGGUCAUUACAUCGCCAACAUUUGCAAUUCUGGCGGAGAUUGGUAUCAAUUCAGUGAUGAUAAGGUGGAGAAGAUGCAGAAUAAACGUAUCGAGGACGGCAUUACUGACACAACGACGAAAGUAGUGAAGAGAGGAAGAGUGCCCAAAGGAUUUUUGUCUUCGAACACAGCGUACAUGCUCGUAUAUAAGAGACUAAUCGUGGACGGAAAGCAAGGGACAGCGGGAAAGCGUGGUAAAGUAAAAAAACCGGCAGAAACGGAGUCUUCGAACAAUACGUCACAGCUGGAAAAAUUAACGGUUACCGAGCUCGCUGGGGAUGGGCAAAUAACGGAGGAUGGAAAACGGAAAAAUUGCGCCGACAUUUCUAGCUUGAUGAGCGUGGGAAAUUCUUCCUCCAGUCCAAACAAAACAAAAGUCGAUUCGUCUCGUACUAACGCGGUUAAAAAAAAGAAACUCGACGAUGAUGGUGAGAUGAUGGACGUCGACAAACCCGAGACGAAACCGCUACUGUCGCCUGAACAGAAGAAUUUAAUAAACGGUAUUAUCGGUUGUAACUCGAUCGAAUCUCACGAGCUUGAACCAAAAAACGUCAAAGUUGAGACGAUCGUCCAAGAAGCAGUGACAAAAAAUGCCAAAAUCGAAUAUGGACUGCUGAAUGGCGAUGCUCAUAGAAAUAUGAGCUGCGGUGAACGAGAUCAUUACGAAGAUUUGGAGUUUGAAAAAUGGGGUCUGAGUGAAACACUUCGAGAACUCGUGCGCGAAGAGAAUGUUAAACAUGAAUUAAGUCUUUUGGCGGUUCAGCAAGAAAAGCAAAAAGAAAUUGAGGAUCAAAACGAGAAACGCCAGUUGGUGAUUGAUUUUUAUGGAAUAAUUGGAAAUGUAGAAACAGAAUGGAAAAUUUAUCAGUGGAUACCGAAUGAUUGGCUGGUCAAAUGGUUGAACAAUCAUUUGAACUCGGAGGUGGCACCGAUCGACAAUUCGACGCUGAUGUGUCCGCAUUAUCGUCUUGAUCCAUUGAAAGUUAAUCGAGCCAAAUGCAUUCCACCAUUGGCCGCUGAUUUAAUUUAUGAAAGAUAUCGUGGUGGUCCGAGACUCGACGAGAAUUCAUUGUGUGAUACCUGUGUCAAAAAACGCUGUAAAAUGUUGCGCUUCAAAUCUGGCCUGGAACGCGAUCACAAGGAAGUCAGCGAAAUAAUGCGAAACUUCAAAGAACCAAUGGAGGACAGUUACAUCGUUGGAGCCGAAUCACUAAAAUCCUGGCGUCGUUUGGUUAUGGAAAAUUUCAUCGAAUUGAUGGAGCACGAAAUCGAAGAUCCGAGUGCAAACGAUUCGGCGCCAGAGGAUGCAAAAUCAUCGUCUUCGAAGGACCAUCCACUGGAGGAAAGUGGUACGAGGGACCCGGAGGAAUCUGAGGAGAACGAGGCGGUGAUUAAUUUCAACGAGGAUCUAUUGUGCGAGCACGGUGCCCUCAAAACACCGGAUUCGAGUAGAAAAAUAGUGCCGGCAGUCGCUUGGUCGAUAUUGAAAAAAUAUUUUCCCGAAUCCAAGGAAUAUCCACUUUCCACUAAUUCGUGUAUUAUAUGUGAGGCUAAAAUGCAAAGUGCCCAGCGAGCCAAAGAGGACGACAAGAUCAAAGCUAAACUUCAAAAGGACGGACUCGGUGAUUUGUAUUACGGGAAACACCGCAACGAGAUUAUGAAGUCCAACGAUCCCGAAAAGACUUAUUACAUCGUGGAAAAAGGCUUCAUUGACAGCUGGCGAUCGUUCAUUCGAUAUGCUGAGAACUGUGGAAAAACGCCACCCUCGAGCAUACAAAAUAGUCAAUUGCUGUGCGAAGGACACAACGGAUUUUUGUACCGUCCCAAUGCUGCGAGCGAGCUAUAUACGAUAGUUACGGCGGAGGAGUGGAGAAAAUUGUUGGAAUUUUACGAAGCGGAUCACUCAAUCACGAUAAGAAACACAGGAGUGAAAGACAACGAGCUCGUCACCGAUCCCGGGCCCUGUGCAGUCUGCAUGCUGGCGAGGGUCGAGCAGGAGAGGCUCGACAGUCUGAAAUACGAGAAAGCAUCGAUUUAUAUCAAAUGUAUAGACGACGGUGAUGAGGCCAAAUCAGACAACGACAACAAGAUAUCAGCGAAAAGGCCAAAAAUCGAAACCUCGAGGCCAUCGAGAACCCGACGGAAAGUCAAGGGUUCGCACGAGCUUAAAGUAUCUUCGGACAUCACCCUCAAAGAGCUCAAAGUGAUGACGAUACCACUGUGUGGGGCUGGCCCCUACGAUCAACACUUGAUGCUCGGAGAACACGAGCUAACCGAUCACAGUCAAAGUUUAGCUUCCCUCGGCAUUUUCCCUGGUGCCCUCCUCACUCUCAAGAUUGACACUCCGAUCGACAGCGAAGCCGACGUCGAAUCCGAGGCGACUAGUCUCGACUCUGCUACCUCCCCUGAGAAGGGCUUCAAGGGUACGGAACUAGUGCCGAGCGGCUCGGGUUGAUAAGAGCCAGUCGUCACCCAAUUGAACCCGACCAUGAGAAUAAAUCGAAUAAAUCGAAUGAUACUAGCCAAUUGAAUGUUUACACACCACACAAAUAUGGAAUAACGAUUUAUAGUAAAGUAUUUUUAUAUACACACAACCAGGCAUAUACGAAAAUACAGUGACGAACAUGAAGACGAUUCAGAAAAAAGAAAAAGAAAAAAAACGUUUUAAGUUACAUAUUAACUGGCCAAAAUGAGCGACAUUUUUUUAGUUAUUUCGACACAUUUCCCAGAACCACUUGGUGGGAAAGGAACGCGUGAAAGAGACGAACAGAGAGAUUAUAUCGCCUAUAUUGUGUACAUACAUAAAUACCUACGCGUACUCUGUGCAAAUACAUAUACGUAUUUAUGUAUGUAUCGAUAUAUUUCUAGUAUGUUAAAAAGUUAUUGAAUAGGUAUAAAAAUGAAUCACGUAUAGAAAGAGGGAGAGAAAGGCGAACAAUUUCUUUCCUGAGCAAAUGAAAAGUUUGCCAAAAAGUUAAAAGUAACAGACAAAAAAUAAAGGAAGUUUUCUUACUAUUGCA